Molecule: messenger RNA, 1043 nt
Organism: Bufo gargarizans (Asiatic toad)
Lineage: Eukaryota; Metazoa; Chordata; Amphibia; Anura; Bufonidae
Gene: OCIAD1
Product: OCIA domain containing 1
Exons: 8
Coding region: 107-832 (241 amino acids)
Cellular component (GO): endosome
Source: RefSeq, a predicted model, not a curated record
GGGUACAGGCGGGAUUUCCGGGCUGUCUGCUGUACAUGUAGGAGGGGAAAGCAGAGGUCACGGCGCUGUACAGGACACAUAAAGCUGAUGGUUGUUACAGCUGUGCAUGAACAUGAGCUCUCCUCAGGCAGACCUCAGCGAGCAGCCGCCGCACAGGAGAAUGCAGAGUGGCUACACUCCCACUGAAGAGGAGAAGAGAGUCUUGAGAGAAUGUAAUUCUGAGAGCUUUUGGUACAGAUCUGUCCCCUUCUCCGUUGUUAGCAUGCUGGCUACACAGACCCUCAUCCGCAGAGGUAUACUUACAACAUCCACCAGAUUCGGUUCUUUCCCAAAAAUAGCCGUUGCUGGUGUCUUUGGAUACAUAGCUGGAAAGAUUUCGUAUAUUAAAGAAUGCAGGGAGAAAUUUCUGAGAUUGGAGAAUUCCCCGAUGGCAGAGAUUAUUCGUCAGGGACCAAAGACUCAAGCACAAUUUCCCAAGCAUACAGACAAUGCUGAGACCGCAGCCCCACAGCAGACUUUUGCCCCAGUAGAGGCUAAACCUACAUCCAGUGUGUACAACAGCAAGUAUGAGACCAAGGCUGUAGAAGUGCCUUUUAGCUCAUCCAUGAGUGAGUCUUCACCCACUGGAAUUGGAGAUAAUGUUUUAAAAGAACCUGAACCAAUCCUAGAAGAAACGUCUAAACAGAAACCACUGACAUAUGAUGAGCUGAGGGACCAGAAUAGAGAUUCCUACCACAAGGCGGGUUUAGCGUCUUCUAGAGCACCCAUGCAGGAGAAGAAGCCUUGGAAAGAAGUAAAGAAGAACAAAUACGGCGAUGUGUGGGAAGAAUGAAAAUGUCUGCAGAACACCAAAUGCUGGCAUCUGUAAUAACUGGUCCAUAUGCUGGCACUUAAUAAAUUAAUGCAAAAAUCAGAACAGAAUUCAGAUUUCAUGGCGUGUAACAUGUUUUAUUGGUUUACGUUGAUGCAACUAUAAAAGCCAAAUGUGUUCAGAAAGAAUGGCUUCUAUAUUUUAGCACAUUAAAGUUUAAUUUUUUUGUAAA